AUGGAGCCGGCCCCCGAGGCAGAGGAGGCGCGCUCGGUGCGUGAAGCUCUGGGCCGCUACGAGGCGGCGCUGGAGGACGCGGUGCGCGCCCUGCACGAGGAUAUGCAGGGGCUGCAGCGCGGCGUGGAGCGGCGUGUGGCCGACGCGCUGCGCCUGGCCGGCCCGCUGGCGCGUACUGUAGCCGAGCUGCAGCGCGAUAACCAGCGGCUGCAGGCGCAGCUCGAGCGUUUGACGCUCCAGGUGGAGGCGCUGGGCUUGGCAACCGGGCUGCCCCCCACGACCGGUACGCCUGGCACGUCCAGUCCCCCGCCCGCACCCAGGGUCCCGGAUCGCGCGCCCCGACUGGGCACCGCACGCUUCGCGAGCCACGCCACCUUCUCGCUGUCGGGCCGUAGCCAGAGUGUGGAUCAUGACGAGCCCAUUGAGUCGGAGAUGAGAAGAACCUCAAACUCGUGCAUCGUCGAGAAUGGGCACCAGCCAGGGGCAGGUCCAGGCGAUGGGCCCCCUGAGACUGCCCAAACCUUCCCGGCAUCAGAGCCCCCCAAGCCUCGCCCCGUGAGCCUCUCCUUGCGGCUGCCCCACCAGCCAGUCACUGCCGUCACCCGAGUCUCCGAGAGGUUCUCUGGGGAGACCUCGGCUCUAUCGCCCACAUCUGCUGCUGUCCUGGGGGGCCUCACCCCGAGCCCCAGUGAGACCACCAAACCCUGGACCCCCAGCCCGAGUGAGAAGAACUCCACUUUCACGUGGUCGAGUUCAGGCUAUGGGGCAGCGACGGCGGGCAGGGGCAACAACAGCCCCCCUCUGGUGACACCACCCCAGUCACCCAGGUCCCCGCAACCACCAGCCACGACUCAGGCCCAUCACCAAGGGGAGCGUCGCAGGGAGCUGGUGAGGUCGCAGACGCUGCCUCGCACCUCAGGGGCACAGGCCCGGAAGGCGUUGUUUGAGAAGUGGGAACAGGAUACAGCGGGGAAGGGAAAGGGCGAGACGCGGGCGAAGCUGAAGCGCUCUCAGAGCUUUGGUGUGGCCAGCGCCAGCAGCAUCAAGCAGAUCCUGCUCGAAUGGUGUCGCAACAAGACUCGCGGUUACCAGCACGUGGACCUGCAGAAUUUCUCCUCCAGCUGGAGUGAUGGGAUGGCCUUUUGCGCCCUGGUGCACUCCUUCUUCCCUGACGCCUUCGACUACAACACGCUGAGUCCCACGCAGCGGCAGAAGAACUUCGAGUUGGCCUUCAGCAUGGCUGAGAACCUGGCAAACUGUGAGCGCCUCAUCGAGGUGGAAGAUAUGAUGGUGAUGGGCCGCAAGCCGGAUCCCAUGUGUGUCUUCACCUACGUGCAGUCGCUGUACAACCACCUCCGCCGCUUUGAGUAA
This is a messenger RNA of Trichechus manatus latirostris (Florida manatee), 1371 nucleotides long. It is a transcript of the gene SMTNL2, whose product is annotated as smoothelin like 2. The transcript is spliced from 8 exons. Gene Ontology annotation, cellular component: microtubule organizing center; filamentous actin. Lineage: Eukaryota; Metazoa; Chordata; Mammalia; Sirenia; Trichechidae. Gene Ontology annotation, molecular function: protein binding. Gene Ontology annotation, biological process: actin cytoskeleton organization. The record is from RefSeq and is a predicted model, not a curated record. The coding region runs from base 1 to 1371 and encodes 456 amino acids.